AUGAAUGAAUGCUUGAAAGUACAAAAACCAGAUUAUGAAUGCAUGAAAUAUGCAAUAAUAUCACACAAUAUCGAUUUUGUCACAUUUUUGAUGAAUGAACACAAUAUAAAAAUUGAUUUAGAAUUGUGCUCUAAAUACAAUAAUCUUCAAUCAUUUUUAGUUUACUUAGAUCAAACAAAUGAUAUCAACACAUGUUUUGUUUAUUCUCCUAAUUUCCAUCUUUCAUCACUUUUAGAAUAUUUUAUUUCAAAUGGUGCAGAUAUCAAUGCUAAAGACAAAUAUGGAUGUACCCCUCUUCAUUAUACAGCCAGUAAUAAUUGGAAAGAAAUUGCAGAAAUUCUUAUUUCAAAUGGUGCAGAUAUCAAUGCUGAAGGCAAAUAUGGAUGUACCCCUCUUCAUUAUACAGCCAGUAAUAAUAGUAAAGAAACCGCAGAAAUUCUUAUUUCAAAUGGUGCAGAUAUCAAUGCUAAAAACAAAUAUGGAUGUACCCCUCUUCAUUAUACAGCCAGUAAUAAUUGGAAAGAAAUUGCAGAAAUUCUUAUUUCAAAUGGUGCAGAUAUCAAUGCUAAAGACAAAUAUGGAUUUACCCCUCUUCAUUAUGCAGCCAGUAAUAUAUGGAAAGGAAUCGCAGAAAUUCUUAUUUCAAAUGGUGCAGAUAUCAAUGCUAAAGACGAAGAUAGAUGUACCCCUCUUCAUUAUGCAGCCAGUAAUAUAUGGAAAGAAAUUGCAGAAAUUCUUAUUUCAAAUGGUGCAGAUAUCAAUGCUAAAAACAAAUAUGGAUUUACCCCUCUUCAUUAUGCAGCCAGUAA
This is a messenger RNA of Trichomonas vaginalis G3, 809 nucleotides long. RefSeq names its product ankyrin repeat and SOCS box-containing protein 4 family. Lineage: Eukaryota; Parabasalia; Trichomonadida; Trichomonadidae. Gene Ontology annotation, molecular function: protein binding. The annotation marks the transcript as partial. The record is from RefSeq and is a predicted model, not a curated record. The transcript has a single exon.